Drosophila kikkawai is the source of this 1935-nucleotide messenger RNA. The record is from RefSeq and is a predicted model, not a curated record. NCBI's taxonomy places the organism in Eukaryota, Metazoa, Arthropoda, Insecta, Diptera, Drosophilidae.
AGCUUUUCAAAGUUUGUUAUAAUUUCUCUAGAAGUUCGUAUUAUUUACUGGUUUCCAGAACGUAAUGGCUUCAUUCUUGGCACGUACGGGCGGUCCCCUACUCGAUUCCGUUAGGCCGACGGCUGUCAAAAAGAUCCUCGGCCUGGCUCCCAUCGCCGUACAGCAAUUGAGGAACCUCAAUGUCCAGGAACAUGUUUCCUACACUCUCCUCAACGAAGGCAAAAUCCCCACACCGCGAUUUGCUGUUGCCAAAAACGGCAAGGAGGCCAACGACAUUGCCACCAAGCUAAAGACAGACAAUCUGGUUCUGAAGGCACAGGUCCUGGCCGGUGGACGUGGCAAGGGUACCUUCAAGAAUGGCCUUAAGGGCGGCGUUCGCGUGGUCUACGACCCCAAAACUGCCGAGGAGAUUUCCUCCAAGAUGCUUAACCAGCUGCUGGUCACCAAACAAACCGGACCGGCUGGUCGCAUUUGCAAUAAAGUAAUGGUGGCCGAGAGGAAAUUCCCGCGUCGUGAAUUCUAUUUCGCUGUGAUGAUGGAGCGAGCCUUUAAUGGCCCCGUUCUUAUUGCAUCCAAGGAAGGUGGCGUUGACAUUGAGGAAGUCGCUGCCAGCAGCCCCGAUGCCAUUCUUUAUGAGCCCAUCGACAUUGCCACUGGUUUGACCACUGAACAAGCCAAGAAGGUCAUUGAGAAAGUGGGUUUGGGCGGCGAGGGAGAGGAAACCCACAUCCAGAUGCUCGAGAACCUGUACGAUUUGUUUGUUAAGAAGGAUGCCCUCUUAGUUGAGAUCAAUCCCUAUGCUGAGGAUGCCAUGUCAGGCUUCUUCGCAUUGGACGCCAAACUGCGCUUUGAUGACAACGCCGAGUUCCGUCAGAAGGAGCUGUUUGCGCUGCGCGAUUGGACCCAAGAGGAUCCCAAGGAGGUUGAGGCGGCCAAGUAUAAUCUGAACUACAUUGCCCUUGAUGGCACCAUCGGCUGCAUGGUGAACGGUGCUGGUCUUGCCAUGGCCACCAUGGACAUCAUUAAGUUGUAUGGCGGUGAGCCAGCCAAUUUCCUCGAUGUGGGUGGUGGUGCAACGGCCGAGGCUGUGAAGGCUGCCUUCAAAAUUAUCACCUCCGAUCCGAAGGUGCUCUGCAUCUUGGUUAACAUUUUCGGCGGCAUUAUGCGAUGCGAUGUCAUUGCCGAGGGCAUCAUCUCCGCCACCAAGGACCUUAACUUGAACAUGCCCGUUGUUGUGCGUCUUCAGGGCACCAAGGUGAAGGAAGCCCGCGAGCUGAUUCGCACCUCUGGACUCAAGAUUCUAGCCCGCGACGACUUGGACAAGGCUGCCGAUCUGGCUGUCCACUUGGCGCAGAUUGUCAAGCUGGCCCGCGAAAUGAAGAUGGAUGUGAACUUUGAGAUUCCCGAUGCCCAAAAGUAGAUAAAUCCAUCGAUAUACCUGGCUAAGUCAACCCCCCCUCAUAAGCACACACAAAAAGAAACCCGAAAACAAAAGUAGAACCAACCAAACGCCUAACAUGUACUCUCUAGCCACACAAAACUACUCAAUGAAGCAAAUGCCAUCGGUUCGUAGUUAGAGCAUUAUGUAUUCAGGUCGUCGAACUAUUUGAUGAAUUAAUUUUGCAAAAAUGUUAAGUUUAAAGCUGUUGAAGAGUCGAGUCCUAAGAUAUGUCAUAGAUAAUUCGAAUAAUCCAAGCGAGUUGAGUGUUCUCUUUGCACCCAAACAAUGUCUAAAUAGUCAACCAUUAAUUGCACGUGAAUAAUAAUAGUAAAAUUGAAAAAGAAACUAUGUUUAAAUUGUAAUUUUUUUGCAAAAUUCAUUUAACUUUUUAAUUUAUUUAAUUGCAACGCAGCUGCUUCGAAAGCAGAUUGUUGUUCUCUCUUGUGUAUUAUGCUAUUUAGUUUGCCUUAAAUUAAAAACACAAAACAAACAAA